This is a messenger RNA of Centruroides sculpturatus (bark scorpion), 1077 nucleotides long. RefSeq names its product cilia- and flagella-associated protein 58-like. Bases 190 to 936 code for a protein of 248 amino acids. Gene Ontology annotation, cellular component: cytoskeleton. Lineage: Eukaryota; Metazoa; Arthropoda; Arachnida; Scorpiones; Buthidae. The record is from RefSeq and is a predicted model, not a curated record. The transcript is spliced from 5 exons.
AAAGAAAAAGAAGUCAAUGAUCAAACCGACCGCACUGAAAAAAUACAGCAAAAAUUAUCAUCUUUUAAAAAUAAAUAUAACAAGCUUCUUAAUGAAUUAAAUAGUAAAAAGAAUGAUUUGACCGAAAUCAAAAAAGAAAGAGAACAAAAUUUGAGACAAUUGCAAAUAGUUGAAUUGAAAUUAGAUCAAAUGGACAAGGAAAUAAAUAAUUGGAAAGAAAAAUUAAGUAACCAGUCAUUCGAAUUAAAAAGAGAAACAGAAUAUUAUAAUAAUCAAAAAGAAAAAAUAUCAAUAAUGAAAGAUAACUUAACUGAUAUCCUAAGGAGAAACGAAAAAAUGAGAAAUAAAUGUUUAAAUAUUUCCGAACUAAGGCAUGAACUGAUUUCAGUCAGCACAAGACUCUCUGAACAACAAAAAAAAGCCAUGCUUUUAGAAGAACAUAUGAAAAAUCCCACUAAUAUUCAUAAAUGGAGAAUUUUGGAGGAUAAUGACCCUGAAAAUUAUGCACUUAUCAAAAUGAACCAAACACUAAUGCAACAACUGGUAUCCAAAAACAAUGAAAUCACAAAUUAUAAUGUAAACAUUAAGGAGAAAAAUCGACUGUUUCAAGAAAUGAAAACAUUUGCUUUAAGACAAUUUGAUUUGACAGAAUUAAAACAAAAAUUAGAAGAAAAUCAAAUUUUACUCAAACAAAAAUCUGAUGAGAUAAAGUCAUUAAGUGUUGAAAGGGAUCAUUUAUAUAUAAAAUAUGAGAAAGAAAAACAAGAAAAUGAUGAAUUAAGAAAUCAAUUGAAAAAAUUAAAAGUGAAGAUAUGGUUAAAAAAGAAAUCUUCCCAUUUUAACACAGAGCAAGAAGAUAGCAAUUAUUCUUGUAUGCCUUGUAACUCUGUUUUGCAAUUACCACCCAUAAUUGAAACAGAUGAAACAUCAUAUUAAUAAAACUUUAUGUAACUGAAUUUUCUACUCAUAUAAUUCAUUUUAUUAAAAUAUAAUAUAUAAAUAAUAUUUCUUUUGCAAUAUAUAAUUAAGUAAAUAUUCCAUUAAAAGACUUGUAACAAAAUUGUCGACCAAUUUAAU